This is a messenger RNA of Ostrea edulis (European flat oyster), 4669 nucleotides long. RefSeq lists its product as uncharacterized. NCBI's taxonomy places the organism in Eukaryota, Metazoa, Mollusca, Bivalvia, Ostreida, Ostreidae. The record is from RefSeq and is a predicted model, not a curated record. The coding region runs from base 2044 to 4110 and encodes 688 amino acids. The transcript is spliced from 4 exons.
ACAGGGUUGGGUACGAUGGGGCCACAAUAUGGAAUAAAAAGUUUUAUUUUGCAAUAUAUUUAGAUGUUUAAAGAUGGAUUCAGGAUGUAUUGCAGUGGGUUGUGAUGUAAAAGUGAGGAUUCAGGAUGUAUUGUAGUGGAUUGGGAUGUAAAAGUGAGAAUUCAGGUUGUAUUGCAGAGGGUUGUGAUGUGUAAAGUGAGAAUUCAGGAUGUAUUGCAGUGAGUUGUGAUGUAAAAGUGAGAAUUCAGGAUGUAUUGCAGUGGGUUGUGAUGUGUAAAGUGAGAAUUCAGGAUGUAUUGUAGUGGGUUGUGAUGUAAAAGUGAGAAUUCAGGAUGUAUUGCAGUGGGUUGGGAUAUAAAAGUGAGGAUUCAGGAUGUAUUGUAGUGGAUUGGGAUGUAAAAGUGAGAAUUCAGGAUGUAUUGCAGUGGGUUGUGAUGUGUAAAGUGAGAAUUCAGGAUGUAUUGCAGUGAGUUGUGAUGUAAAAGUGAGAAUUCAAGAUGUAUUGCAGUGGGUUGUGAUGUGUAAAGUGAGAAUUCAGGAUGUAUUGUAGUGGGUUGUGAUGUAAAAGUGAGAAUUCAGGAUGUAUUGCAGUGGGUUGGGAUGUAAAAGUGAGGAUUCAGGAUGUAUUGCAGCGGAUUGUGAUGUAAAAGUGAGAAUUCAGGAUGUAUUGUAGUGGGUUGUGAUGUAAAAGUGAGAAUUCAGGAUGUAUUGUAGUGGGUUGUGAUGUAAAAGUGAGAAUUCAGGAUGUAUUGCAGUGGGUUGGGAUGUAAAAGUGAGGAUUCAGGAUGGAUAGGUUGAUUUAGGGUUUUUAGGGGUGUACAGAUUCAGAGUCUGCAUUAAGCUUUAUCAUGGUGGGGUGUUGCAUCACAUUUAUAAUUGUUACUUUGUUUUUGUUGUUUUUUUUUAAGUAUAUGUUUUAGUUUGAGUUUUCCAGUCUAGGAUUCAAUGAUACACAAAACUUGUACAACAUUUCAACUUUUAUUUUCCGAAUCACAAAAUGUUAAAUUAUAAAUUCAAUCUAAUAAAGAUUAGCCACAUGAAGUCAUACAAUAUAACUGAUGCACUUGAAUUGCAAUAAUUUGAUGAUACUUACUACAUGGCUUCUUGGGAACAGUUAAACUGUUGUCACGAGGUAGGGAGAAGGCCUAGGAAAACUGUUGCUGAAGGCUAAGGACAACAGUUUGCUCUAGGUCUUCUCCCCUAACGAGGGACAAAAGUUGAUUGGUUCCAAAGAAGCCAUACAAUAAGUGUGUUAUUACCUACCCUGCUGUAUAAUUCUGCAGUAAGAACAAAUAUGUGCAAAUAAUCGUUGUUUCUUUAUAUCUAAUUUUGUUACAAUAUGAAGAGUAUGUUGUUAUUUCUAAAACUUCCAGCAAGCCCUCUUCUGUGAUGUUACUAAACUUAGCCAUAUUGAUAGAAACUGUCGUUUGGUAAGCAACGUCUUGAUCACUUGAAUGCUUGAUGAACAUCAUAGUCUAGAGAUGCUUGAAUUAUAUAACAGUAUAUUUGACCAGGAAAUAGUUCAACUGUUUAAUGAUGUGCAAAAUCAUAAACAAAGCUAAGGAAACAGUUAGAAAUGACUAAUUAUAAAUAUUCAUAUAGUAGGAUAAGUACUUCUAAAAGUUUUUUUUUUAUCAUUACUAUUUUCAUUGAUUAUCAGUCAUGUGAGAUAAUUGUUUCUUUCCUGAAAUGAAGGAGAUGAACUUGAUCAAAGUCAGCAGAAUGUGCGUAAUAUUUACGGUCAAGUGCGUGGAAUUUCACGCCACUGUGUAAAACAUGCUUUUGAUGUCAUUGAGUCAUUGAUAAGAUAUAAAGUCAUAAGUACUAAUCCCCUACACAUAGUCGUGGUCCCGUACAAUCACUGAAUCAGGAAAAUUGUUCCACACAUUCAUUUACUAGAACUUACAAGGUCAUUUUAAGAUAAUUUGUUACUAAUGUUGAAGGGUCUACAUCAGACGUGUGUCGAAAAUAAUUUUUCACUCAGCGGACAGAACAGGAUGGACUGAAAUUGUAGAAUGGCUGCUGGUCAGGCCAUGCUAGAGAAUGGAAGAAGAUAUAGAUAUUUUAGCUAACCAGGGGGAGGAAACCAUCACAGAAAGCACAACAGGAGGUGGCCACUUCAACAACCUUCAGCUUAGCUUCACUAGCCAUGAGAAAGACGGCUCGAUCCAUGCGUUACAGACAGCGUAUGGAGAGCUGAAAAAACGUUUACAGGAACAAGUCAGUAAAAAUGUGGUAUUGCAGACUUCAAUCCGCGAAAUGGAGAUGCAGCGCAUUUCUAGUGGACGUCCAAACUCAGGAGUAUUUGGUGCGGCUGGUCCCCCAAGUGAACCGGAGCAGGACUUGCAGGCUCAGUACAGGGCUGAAUUCGGAUUUGCACAAAGUCUAGAACGACAAGUUAUUCGGGCCAAAAGUACAUUAUCAAAACUUGAAAGUGAAAAUAAACAUCUGAUUAAAAAACUUUCUCAAGUGGAAGAUGAGCUGAAACAGUGUAAAAUUAGAGAUCAUGAGAAAGUGAAAGAAAUCGAUAAACUUCGAGCAGAAUUACAGGACAAAGGAACCAUGGCAUUAACAAAGGAGGUGGAAAACUUAAAAAUUCUGUUACAAAAACGUGAUGAAGAUGUUUUACGUCUUCAGAAUCUUGUUCAGAAACAGGACCAAGGUGUGUUUCAAGCUCAGCUCCAGGAGAAAGACAGAAUGAAGGGUCUGGAGAUGGGGCAGUACUCCCAGAAUUCCAUCUCGAUGGAGGAGGAGAAACGGAUACUAGACCAGGUGGAGCGAUACAGCGAAAUAAUAAAAACUCUGAAAGCACAGGUUCAGGAUCAAGGCAAGAUGUUGCUCAAACAGCAGGAAGCCAUAAGAAAGCUAAUAGAAAAAUCCAGCUCCUCCAGCCUCGGUUCCUCUACUUCACGUUAUGCUGCAGAAGGCGCUUCUCUUGUACAACCUCACUCCGAGGGUCAGCAUCCUCCGAAUAUCCUCAACCUUCAAAGCCAUAAUGUGGACGUGUACGCCCAGAAAAAACAACAACCCUUAGUCUCUAAUUUCCCCACAUUACCCACAAUGCCUCCUGAGGAAAGCUCCCAGGAACUGGGUGAACAAUUUCAACAGCUAAAUUUCGGAAAACUGAUGAUGGAGACCACAUCCACAAGGGGCGCUAAAGAAAGUGAAUGUUUUGAAUCUGGAUAUUCAAAUAAAUAUUCACCAUUCAUACAAGGAUCAACAAACAGAGACAGUAAGAAAAUAAAGCAUGUGUCGCCUGCUAGUCAAUCACAGAGACUGGAUUUAGAAGAAACAUAUCCCCACGCUACGAAAGCCUCCAACGUGGUCAUAUCUCCCAAACAGGAUUUAAGUGUGUACGAAAAUUAUGACAAUUUGACAGAAGUAGGAAACUCUGAUAGGGGCAAAAUGACUGACAAUCGAAAAUCAUACAAUAUUCCUGGUUCUCAAAGCCGCCCUUAUAAUCCUGAAGUUGGUGAUUAUGUAAAUUUAAAAGAUAUACACCCAAGUCGUGCUGGAGGAGAUAUUCCUGUGAUAUCGCCACGCGUGAUGGUCCUUCCACCGGAUGAGCAAAUGAAUAAAUCUCCGGCAUAUAGGCAGCCUCAAGAACACAACAGCGGGGGGAUAUCUCCUCCACAGUCUGUAGUUCGAUCUCCCUCAUUUCAAGGAAGGAGUGAGGGACGAGAGGGCAGAAACAAACCUUAUAUCCAGCCUUCUGUAGGGCGAGUCCCACAGGAAAACGCAAUGAAGCAAGAAAUAAGUGUUGUGCCAAGUUACGUGGCUCCAUCUAGUGGUGGAACUCGACCAAAACAGGUUGUUCAAAAAAAUGUAUCAGGAAAUUCCCAAAUAUGUCCUGUCUGUGGACAGAACUUUGUCAAUAUUAGUAUGGAAAAUUUCCAAAUGCACGUGUUUCACUGUAUGGAUGAUAAUUCGGAAGAAUGCAUGACUCUAAGAAAUACUUCCCCACCCCAAACUUCAGACAAGGAUGUCCGUAUAUGUCCGAUGUGUGAUGCAAGUUAUCCCUCAGAAUUGCAAUCCGAGUUUGAAAAACAUGUGCAAGAACACUUCGGAGAAGACCCCAUUGGUGAUCGAUUUGAAGUUUUACGUCCUUGAUUUAUAAUUACAAUUAAAUGUUACAAUUUAAUGUUUUAUUUACAGGUAAAUGUUAAGAUAUUCUAGGUAAUAAAUUAUCAUAUUUUUAUUAAUAUUACAGCAGCUGUUAGAUUUGGUUUUUGUCAAGAACAAGUUGCUUUCUAUGUCUUGUUACAAUGUACAUGUAUUUUGAAUCCUGGUGAUCAAAUUCAGUACAGCGAGUAAUUAUUUGUUAAUGCUGAAAUAAUUAAACCUGCAUUGGUAUUCAGAAUGAAUAAGAUGAAAAUCAUUUCAUUUUUGGGUCAAAGGUUAGACCAACAGGACAUUGAGAAAAGAAGGCAGUAUGGGGGCUUUCACUGAUUUUCCUUUUAACAUAAGAUUAAUGAUAUUUCAGACACAGACUUCUGAUGGUAUGAAAGUGAUCGCUAUUGAUGUUGGGGUCAAAGGGUCAAGUAAUCUGGACAAGAACUAGUUAAGAAGUUUUAAAAGUUAUACUUAGUACAUUCUGUUUAUGUUUAAACUGAAAUUAUUUUGUACAGAUAGGACAAUGGCAUAAAAAAAUAAAUUAUUUGUCGUAGAA